AAUCCUAUUCCAACCCAAGCCAACCAUACAUCCCCAAAUCAAUUCGUCGCCUUACCUCCCUUUCGGUAAACCCUAAUUCUAGGGUUUCUCUUUCCCAGCAAAACAACCCAAAAAUCUCCAUUGUUGCAACUUCGCAGCACCAACAACAAGCAAUUUGGUUAUUGUUGAAGUCUCGAGGAGAGAGAAAAUGGGAGGAAAGUGCCCGCACAGAAGCGUCAGGAAGAGAAGAUACUCGCACAAAACUCAUCGACGUUCCAAAUUUGAAGUUAAAGGCGACGAUAUUGUCUACAAUGAUCUCCUGAAACCUGAUGAAAAUCGAAAGCCAUUGCCGCUUGAUGAAGAUUUACCUGGUAUGGGUCAGUAUUAUUGCCUUCAUUGUGAUCGUUACUUCUCCAAUGUUGCUGUUAGGGAUGAACACUUCAAGUCCAAACGUCAUAAGAAACGUGAUUCUAGUUACAAAAUCAUGCUGACCCCAAAAAAAGGGGAUGUUGUUUAUGGGCACAGCAGAUGUGGUAGUCUUCCGUGGCCUAAUGCUAUUACGCUCAACUGGAAGGGUGUUAGGAAAAAGCCUUACCUUUAGACUGGAGGAUGAAUUGCAGCUUUGGACAAACCUUUCUUGGGGCUGUCAGCAAGGAUGAUCAAUGGAAGAAAGAUAAACCAGUUCUGGAAAAAAAAAAUUAAGAAGCAAUCUCCUCCUAUCAUAAAUUGAUUGUUAGAUGCAGAAUUGCAGAUGAACUCCAUUGGUGAAAGUUAGUUUAUAUUGUUUUAAUAUCCAACGGUUAUAUAUUUCAUCUUAUUUUUCCUAGCUGUUACCCUGCUGGAUUGUGUAGAUGAUCCCCAGAUUUCGACUAUCUUGAGCAAUUGUGUUGCAAGUUCCUGAGUUCUCAAUUGUUUCCCUUUUUCCUUUUUUAUAUUGUGAUGCAAUUGUUCAAUAAUAGUCCAAAGACAGUUAAAAAAAGCCAUCAUAUAUUGUGAAUUGGAAAUAAAUUAUGUUUCAAUUUU
This is a messenger RNA of Chenopodium quinoa (quinoa), 1002 nucleotides long. Its product is annotated as zinc finger protein 593-like. Bases 188 to 580 code for a protein of 130 amino acids. The record is from RefSeq and is a predicted model, not a curated record. The transcript is spliced from 2 exons. NCBI's taxonomy places the organism in Eukaryota, Viridiplantae, Streptophyta, Magnoliopsida, Caryophyllales, Amaranthaceae. Gene Ontology annotation, molecular function: zinc ion binding; nucleic acid binding.